Molecule: messenger RNA, 198 nt
Organism: Pelobates cultripes (western spadefoot toad)
Lineage: Eukaryota; Metazoa; Chordata; Amphibia; Anura; Pelobatidae
Source: the annotation of a GenBank genome assembly
AUGGAGAGUCAGUAUGAGAAGCUGAAACGACCAACUUUGAAAGACUUGCUGGAGAGCUGGGGACGCAUUGCAAGUAACCAACCAUGGAGAGACUUAAUCGCUGAUCUGCUGGAGUUAGACGAACCAGACCGUACGACAGAAAUGGCCAAACUAAAUGUCUCGAACCUAGAGGAAGAUGAAACUCUACACAUUGUUCAG